Messenger RNA from Eremothecium sinecaudum, 252 nucleotides. It is a transcript of the gene SDC1, whose product is annotated as Sdc1p. Lineage: Eukaryota; Fungi; Ascomycota; Saccharomycetes; Saccharomycetales; Saccharomycetaceae. The transcript has a single exon. The record is from RefSeq and is a predicted model, not a curated record. The coding region runs from base 1 to 252 and encodes 83 amino acids.
AUGGAGUCUGAAGGUACGCAGGCCCAGAGUGGCUCUCUUGCAUCUAAUUUGCAACAAGAGGGCACUCAGGUGGUGAAUACCGAUAGUGUUAAUAUCGUUGAAACCGUAGGUGGCACCACUACUCGAAAGUAUCUCAACGAGCAUAUCACAGAGGCUCUACUGCGAGGAAUGCGUCGGGUAGCGCUAGAGAAGCCUGAAAAUCCGCUUCGGUUUCUUGGAGAGUUCCUUAUUGCAGAGAGCGAUAGACGUUAG